Molecule: messenger RNA, 4066 nt
Organism: Erigeron canadensis
Lineage: Eukaryota; Viridiplantae; Streptophyta; Magnoliopsida; Asterales; Asteraceae
Product: DExH-box ATP-dependent RNA helicase DExH3
Exons: 19
Coding region: 102-3584 (1160 amino acids)
Cellular component (GO): intracellular anatomical structure; nucleus
Molecular function (GO): ATP binding; RNA binding
Source: RefSeq, a predicted model, not a curated record
UCCCGCCACCACUGGCCGGGAAGUGAGUCUGUGAAACACACACAUACACACAAAGAGAGUCAUGCCCCAAAAUCUAAAAUCUGGUAGUUCAAGAAAAAAAAAUGCAAAAUUACUUGAGGUUAAGGUUUUUUCAAUUAGCUAAAUUAGCAUCUUCUAAUACUAAUCAUUUGAAAAGAAAAUCAUCAUGUUGUUAUCAUUCAAGAACCCUAAUGACUUGCUCAAUCUACUACAAAUACAAUAAGUGUUCACCAGACAGUAUCUUCCGUCAUCCCUUUUUCACUCGGUUCUUUUCAUCACCUUCUUCUUCUUCAUUUUACGAUCAGUUCUCCGAUGAUGAAUACGAAUGCGAUUACGAUUCUCAACCUGCAUCAUCGUCCGUGGCAAAUAUUGAUGAGUGGAAGUGGAAACUUACUAUGUUGUUACGUAGUGAAACAGACCAAGAGAUUGUGUCUAGAGAUAAAAGAGACAAGAGAGACUAUGAGCAAAUAUCUAAUGUUGCCACAAGAAUGGGCCUUUACUGUGAAAUGUAUGGAAAAGUGAUGGUUGCAAGCAAGGUGCCACUUCCCAACUACAGACCUGAUCUUGAUGAUAAGCGUCCCCAAAGGGAGGUAGUUAUCCCAUUAAGUUUGCAAAGAAGAGUAGAAGGUUUGCUUCAGGAGCAUCUUGAUCGAAUGCACUUGAAUUCUGGAGAUGUUGCGUCCACUACGAAUGAAACAAGUCAUGAGGCUGAGGUUGUGAACAGAGGUGGUAACCAAGAUCCGUUGGUAGAUGGGUCUCUUAUGGAGAAGGUACUUCAAAGACGAAGUUUGCAAAUGCGAAAUAUGCAACGAGCUUGGGAGGAAUCACCAGAAGGCAAGAAGAUGCUACAGGCACGCAUGUCUCUUCCUUCAUUCCGAGAGAAAGAAAGACUUCUCCAAGCAAUUGCUCAGAAUCAGGUGAUUAUCAUUUCUGGUGAGACUGGAUGUGGCAAGACCACUCAACUUCCACAAUACAUAUUGGAGUCUGAGAUAGAAUCUGGUCGCGGUGCAUUUUGUAAUAUUCUUUGUACACAACCUCGAAGAAUUUCUGCUAUGGCUGUUGCAGAAAGAGUUUCUACUGAAAGGGGAGAGCCUCUUGGUGAAUCAGUUGGUUACAAAGUUCGAUUAGAGGGUAUGAAAGGGAAAAAUACACACCUACUUUUCUGUACAAGUGGAAUUUUGCUUCGGAGGCUGCUAAGUGACAACAAUUUGCAUGGUGUAACCCAUGUUUUUGUUGAUGAAAUUCAUGAGCGAGGCAUGAAUGAAGAUUUCCUAUUGAUUGUAUUAAAGGAACUCCUUCCACGUCGUAGGGACCUGAGACUGAUACUGAUGAGUGCUACAUUGAAUGCGGAGCUAUUUUCCAACUUUUUUGAAGGAGCACCAAUGAUUCACAUUCCUGGCUUCACUCACCCAGUCAGGGCACAUUUUUUAGAAGAUAUACUGGAGAUCACUGGGUAUAAGUUAACCUCUUUCAACCAAAUUGAUGAUUAUGGCCAAGAAAAGUUGUGGAAAACACAACGGCAGCUAGUUCCACGGAAAAGGAAAAACCAGAUUACUACUCUAGUUGAGGAUGCCUUGAGUCAAUCGAGCUUUGAAAGUUAUAGUCUCAAAGCACGUGAUUCUCUAUCAUGCUGGACACCAGAUAGUAUUGGAUUUAAUCUAAUUGAGGCAGUUUUAUGCCAUAUCUGCCGUAAGGAAAGAGAAGGUGCUGUUUUAGUCUUUAUGACUGGGUGGGACGAUAUCAGUUGUUUGAAAACUCAACUUAAAGCUCAUCCUUUACUUGGGGAUCCAAACAGAGUUCAACUGUUAACAUGCCAUGGUUCCAUGGCAACGUCUGAACAGAAACUCAUAUUUGAGAAGCCACCUCCAAACGUGCGUAAAGUAGUACUCGCCACAAAUAUGGCAGAAGCAAGUAUCACAAUCAAUGAUAUAGUUUUUGUGGUAGACUGUGGAAAAGCUAAAGAGACCACUUAUGAUGCUCUGAAUAAUACUCCAUGUCUUCUACCUUCAUGGAUAUCUCAAGCAUCUGCUCGACAAAGAAGAGGUAGAGCAGGCCGUGUGCAACCGGGAGAAUGCUACCAUCUCUAUCCCCGAUGUGUUUAUGAAGCUUUCUCUGAAUAUCAGCUACCUGAGCUCUUAAGGACUCCCCUUAAUUCUCUUUGCUUGCAAAUAAAAAGUUUGCAUGUUGGUAGCAUCGGGGAAUUCCUCUCUGCAGCUCUACAACCACCGGAGCCAUUGGCUGUUCAAAAUGCAGUGGAUUUUUUGAAGUUGAUUGGAGCAUUAGAUGAGAAUGAAAAUCUUACACAUCUUGGUGAAUAUCUGGCAAUGCUUCCUCUGGAUCCAAAGCUAGGGAAAAUGCUGAUAAUGGGAGCUUUCUUUCGCUGCGUUGAUCCUAUUCUUACAAUUGUUGCGGGACUCAGUGUUAGAGAUCCUUUUCUUUUGCCUCAAGAGAAGAAAGAUAAAGCCAGUGAUGCAAAAUCUAGGUUCUCUGCCAAGGAUUACAGCGAUCAUAUGGCGCUUGUCCGUGCUUAUGAAGGAUGGAAAGAAGCUGAAAGAGAAGGAUCUGCUUAUGAGUAUUGCUGGAGGAAUUUUCUUUCUGCCCAAACACUUCAGGCUAUACAUUCUCUUCGGAAUCAGUUUCACUACAUCUUAAAAGAUGCUCGAUUGCUUGAGGCUGAAACAGGCAUUAAUAAUAGAUUGAGUCAUAAUCAGUCAUUGGUUAGAGCCAUUAUAUGUGCGGGUCUCUUUCCUGGCAUUGCAUCUGUAGUGCACAGGGAGACAUCAAUGUCCUUCAAAACUAUGGAUGAUGGCCAGGUCAUGCUAUAUGCAAAUUCUGUCAACACACGAUACCAGACGAUACCAUAUCCAUGGCUGGUGUUUGGGGAAAAAGUGAAGGUCAACACUGUAUUUAUACGGGAUUCAACUGGCGUGUCUGAUUCAAUUUUAAUUCUUUUUGGUGGUGGUUUAGUCAAUGGCGCUACGCCUGGUCACUUGAAAAUGUUAGGAGGGUACAUUGAUUUCUUCAUGGAUCCUACUUUAGCGGACUCCUUUGUCAAAUUAAAGCAGGAACUCGAUCAGCUUUUGCAAAAGAAGCUAAAAGAUCCCAUCUUCAACAUCCACAAAGAAGGAAAGUAUCUCAUGCUUGCUGUUCAAGAACUCGUGUCAAGAGAUCAAUGUGAGGGUAGAUUUGUAUUUGGCCGUGAAACCAAAAAGUUAAAGGAGUCGCCUGACAAUGAUAGCUUUACAAGGGAUGGAGCAAACCCAAAAAGCUUACUGCAGACCCUGCUGAUGAGGGCUGGCCACACUCCUCCAAAAUACAAAACAAAACAUCUAAAAACAAAUGAAUUUAGGGCCUUAGUAGAAUUCAAAGGAAUGCAAUUUGUUGGAAAACCAAAAAGAAAUAAACAGCUUGCAGAAAGGGAUGCUGCUAUUGAGGCAUUGGCCUGGUUGACCCACACUUCUGGCUCAAAGAAAGAAGAUGAUACUUCACCUCCUGAUCUCACUGACAAUAUGCUUAAGCUUCUGAGUAAGAGAAGAAAACCCACAUCUCGCUCUGGCCGGGGGUGAAUUUAUUCUUGAUAGGAUACUUAAAUGUAUGCAUACAGUUGAGGAAGGAGCAUGAGUAUUGCUGGUUGUGAUGUGUUGAACACCCGAUAGGAUGUGCUAGGUCCUGUUCAGGUCUGUUGGAAAUUUUGGAACCUCAAGCAUCUAUACUUUGCCCAUGAAAGCUGGGUAAAUUAGCAACCUUGGCAAAGAAAGAGGUUGGUACGCCGGUUAUGUGAAAUUGAUUUGGUUAUAGAAAAGGAAUUACUUGUAUAUGUAGAGAGGUAUUUUGUAACAUGUACAUGAAUUAGUUCUCUUACAUUUUUGGGAGGAUGAAGUGCUUCACCUCCACUCUUCGUAGAAGUGUGGGUCAACCAGGCCAUUUUCUAGGAGCAACCUGGGUUCGAAUUUAGAGGCAGAAUUGAAUUUAAGUGGUUGUGACACUAUCCCUAUUGGGGGUUAUGUGGGUACCAAUUCAGUACAUGGGAUUAAGCGGUUCCUAUUAA